Molecule: messenger RNA, 1863 nt
Organism: Parascedosporium putredinis
Lineage: Eukaryota; Fungi; Ascomycota; Sordariomycetes; Microascales; Microascaceae
Source: the annotation of a GenBank genome assembly
AUGACUGCCCCUCGGCCGGACAUCCAGCGCAGCUGCGCUGCCUUUGAUACCUCCAUCGGCAUCACGGAAAGGGUCUCUACGCCGUCAACGUUUUGGCAGGGCAUCAUGCGACACAGACGUACUGAUUUCCUCGUCAAUGAAAUCCAGAAAGAUGGAACCGUGUUGCACUUGAGGAAUUGCAACAUUGAGCUUCCUAAAGACGGCCAAGGAAAUGGCAACAAAAUCCCCGUCGAAGAUGUCGCCAUCCUCGAGGGGUUAACAUCCAAAGACUUUGCCGAGAAGAUUAUCAACCUGUACAAGUCUGCGCCCUCUCAGUCCAAGAACUCCGUCACCACCGACCUGAUCGAAGACAAGGCGACCAGGUCCAAGCUCCACCAAGAAGUCAGAAGGAUAUUCAAGUCCGAAAUCGACACCACCACCGACCCAACAACAGGCGCCAUCGUCGCCAGCAAGCGCAAGUCCGACCGCACCAAGAACAAGAACGUCAAGUUCAAGCAGCGCGUCGACUGCCCCGGCACCGGCGACUUCCUCCACUUCACCCUCUUCAAGGAGAACCGCGACACCAUGGAGGCCGCGAACCUCAUCGCGCGCAUGCUCUCCCUCAAGCCCCGCGCCAUCCACUUCGCCGGCACCAAGGACCGCCGCGCCGCCACCGUGCAGCGCUGCUCCGUCCGCCAGCGCACCGCCGCCGACCUCGCCCGCCUCAACCCCAAACUCUACGGCAUGAAGACGGGCGACUACGCCUACCGCCACGACCCCAUCCGCCUCGGCCAGCUCCGCGGCAACGAGUUCACCAUCGUCGUCAAGGACUGCCACUUCGCCCAGGACGCCGCCCUGCCCGUCGCCCGCCGCGCCGACGUCCUCCACACCUCCCUCCGCGACACCCUGCGCAGCAUGCACGCCCGCGGCUGGAUCAACUACUUUGGCCACCAGCGCUUCGGCAGCUUCGCCACCGGCACCAACAAGAUCGGCAUGCUCAUCUUCUCCGGCCGCCUCGAGGACGCCGUCAACGCCCUCCUCCACAACCCCCGCCACGACGAGUACAACCGCGCCCUCGCCUGCCGCACCUUCCAGACCGAGCACGACGCCGCCAAGGCCCUCAAGCACCUCCCCGCCGCUUCGCCGCCGAGUCCACCAUCAUCGGUCACCUCGGCCGCUCCCCGCCACCCGCGGCGACUACGCCGGCGCCCUGCUCCACCUCCCCGCGGCCUGCGCACCCUCUACCUCCACGCCUACCAAUCCUACGUCUGGAACCACGCCGCCAGCAAGCGCUGGGCCCUCUACGGCGACAAGGUCGUCGAGGGCGACCUCGUCGCCUCCACCCCCGGUGACGACCGAGGAGACCCCGAGCCCGAAGCCGAGCCCGUCGAUCCCGAAGACGACGACGAGGUCGCCAUCUCCGCUCGGCCCCUCACCGCCCAAGAGGCCGCCAGCGGCGCCUUCUCCAUCUUCGACGUCGUCCUCCCCAGUGCGGGCACCAGCACCCUCCUCCCCGCCAACGAGGUCGGCGCCUUUUACCGCGAAUUCAUGGGCCGAAAAGAGGAGCAGCAGCAGGAGCAGCAAAGCGCCCAGGCCAAGGCGCAAGGUGACGGCGGCAGUGGCGGCGGCAAGAGAAGCUUGGAUGCCGCCACCAAUGAGGCGGGAGACGGAGAAAAUCCGGUCAAGAAGACCAAGCUCGACGCUGAUGCCCCGCCCGCGGAUGUCGAGAUGGACGGCGCAGCGGACGUACAACCCCUUGAGCCCGCCGCUGAGAAAGUUGCCACCAUCUUGCACUUCCAGCUUGGCAGAAGUGCCUACGCCACAGUCGCUAUCCGCGAGAUGGGUCUAUCGCCAGACGAGCACGGCACGGGAGUCAACCCAUAG